AUGACCAUCGCUUCGGACGACCAAUUGGCCGUCCGGAGCGAUGAACCGAAACUUGACCCUUGCCCUCCACCUGUUUGCCCAGAACCUCCGCCUAAGCCACCUUGUCUGGUGAAGCCAGUCAUGCGGGGAUUGCACUGGGCGCACACAAAACGGGUUUUGGCCCAAGCUAUACGGAAUGUGACAUUGUAUGAUAGCAUGGCAGCGGACAGCGAUGGGCCGGGCUCGGCGGGCGGGGGGGGCGGCGGCUCGUGCGGCGUGGUGGUGACCUGCGAGGGCGACCUGCGCGACCCGCGCUUCCCCGCGCGCCUUCGCCGGCUGCUGCGCGAGCUGCGCGCUCUGCUCGCCGAGCCGCAUCCGCACACGCUCAAAGUCAACAAGGUGGAGCCCUGGAACUCGGUGCGCGUGACGCUGUCGGUGCCGAGGGCGGCGGCGGCGCGGCUCAGGGCGCUCGCCGCCGCCGGCGCGCCGCAGCUGCGCGCUCUCGGCAUACUCUCCGUGCAGCUGGACGGCGACGCGGCGGUGUCGCUGCGUUUGCAGCACGGCGCCGAGCUGAGGAUAAACACCGACGCGGCGGACGAUGGCAACUCGUCGAGGCAGACGAAUUCCGAGCUGCUUGCCGGUCUGGGGGGCAUUGGGCGACUUUUGGGCGAGGGGGAGGGUACGUCCACUUCGACGGACGCGCCCGCCUCGUCGGCCACAGUACCCAGGGAUAACUUCAAAUCGCCCAACACCGUCUGCCCGAUGGACGGAAAGAUACCGCAGAACAUUCCCACGCCGACCACCGACCGCUGCGAGUUCCCGUUUGGGAGCAUGACCCAGGCGAGGGUCAUCCAUCGGAAGGAGAACACGUUAGGUUUAAGCGGUCCAGGGGUACGGCCGGUGGCAGCGUUAGCGGGGUCGAGCGGGGAACAGUUUCCACGUCCAUCAACGUCGGCCUUCGCGGGCCCGCCUCCCCCCUACCCCGCGCCCUCGCCCACCCCGUCCAAUCAAUCGCCCGCCCCCGCCACCGCUUCAGCGUCCGCUUCCGCCCCCACCGUGGCGAUGUCGUCGCCGCUGCUCGUCAAUCUGCUGCAGAACGAUGCGCCCGCACCCCAGCCUAGAGCGAAGUCCUCACCUCACCCAGCUAAGCUUGAUCGACUCGAGGACUCCCAGGUGGAAAUGGCGGUGGGCCGGGCGCCGUUCGAGUACCGCGGCGGGCGGGCGUCCGUGCCGCGGCAGCAGGGUCCGCCCGCGCCGCCCGCCCCGCCGCAGACGCCGUCGCUCCCCAGCCCCGCGCCGCCCCCGCCCCCGCCGCCGCGCGCCCCCGUCCGCGGCGCGCCCUUCGUGCGGCGCGCCUUCCCCCCGCGGCCCCCGCACCACCCCUCCCCCGUGUACCGCAGUCCGGCGCCGAACGCGACCGUCGUGGGGCGGGCGCGGUUCCCCGCGCCGAAUUACGCUCAGGACACGACGUUCCCCGCGCCCCCCCCGCCCUACCGGCAGCAGGGCGUGCAAUCGGUGGCGGUGGUGCAGAGGCCGAGACCACCGCCCCCGCCGCCUCCCCCUCCGCCGCGGGUCACCCCCGAGGAUCUGCAGGCGUUGCUCCCGCCACCCACCACCUCUAUGGAUCAGAAGACGCAGUCGAGCUUCCAGGAAUUUCAGAGGUAUCAGCAGCAGUACAAUGCGCGGCAACGGGCGGCUUCGCGGGCGGCCUCCCAACCGGAUUGGAACGAGCCCUAUCGGGACACCUUAGGGCUUUCCAUACCGGACUUGCCCGACAACUGCGACCUGGAUCAGUUACUACCGUCCUUAGGAGCCGACCUAAACCUGGACGACUCCGCCCUCUCGGCUAUCUCUGACCUGGACUCCAACACCAAGCUGGAUCUGCUCUACGACCCCCAGCAACAGGACGGGCUCCCCAACUCGAGCGAUUCGAAUCCUGAUGCCCUCCUGCAGGAAAUCACCGGUGGUCAGUACACGAGUACGAGCCUAAACGGACCAUACAACUCAGAGCUGAUCCCAAGUACAAGUCAAUCAGCGAGCGAUGUGCCUUCAAAACCUUCGGAUAAUUUUGAGAGUGUGAAUGAGUCGAGUUUUAUGCCACCUCCGCCUGUUCCCCAGCAGUCGACAUCGAAGUUUGUAAAUACGCACCAGAAUUCGUCCCCAAACCAUGCAAUGGUUAACGCCCAGAAUCCACCGUUCAAGUCGCCCCCAAACGCGACGUUCUCUUCAUCUCCCAAUAGCCUAAAUUCUGAUAGAGCAAACGUUAGUCAAUCGUCAAUGCCCCCUCCGAUGAGAUUGCCUGUAAGAGCGACCACGUCCGUAGCUACAGCGACCGUCGGUUCCCAAGCAACCGCCCAGGAGAUCGAAGAACAAAGCAAGCAGUACCUGAUCAAAACCCUAAUGAGGGACGACGAUAUUCCACCGCCUAAAGAACAGGAGAAGAAAGCCGAAGAAAUAACUGUUGCCCAAUGCAAACUGAAAGAGAACUCAACGGAUGCUCCUGAAGUUUUUGGAAUAGCCAAGAUAACCGAAGACGACAGUAAAAAGGACGAUGAUUCUAAGUUGAAGAAUAAAAUCGUUAAGAAGGAUAGAGACGACAAACUGCUGGCGCAAAAGGGGGGCAAGCCGCGAACAGGGGGUGCCAAGGAGAAACCGGCCACGUUGAAGGACAAGAUAGUGCGCGAUGGAAAGUCUGCCAAAGUUGCCUUGCCGAGACCACACGUCGCGAAACCAAGCCCGCCCGCCGGCGACGCGCCAAAGUCACCCACGGGCGAGAAAGUCGACUCGUUCUCGUUGAAGCUACGGCUGAAGUUGGACAAAAACGAACCGGUGGUGCAGCCCGUGUACAAGGCCGAUAUCAGUUUUGUCAAUCUGCAAUCCCAAAAGGAGGCGCUAACGAAGCCGACGGACGGUGGUGAGCUGAGGGUGCCGCCGCUACAUAUCAGCCUUAGGGGUCGAAACUCAGCGGUCAUAAAGAACUCCAAGAAGAAGGAGAAGAAGUUCAGUCCGGGAGACUUGCAUAUGAAGAAGAUCAAAAUAAGGAAAUCCAUAGAAUCCGAUGACAAGUCUCACAGGCGGGACUCUGAGGAGUCUCUCGCGACCAAGUCGGGAGACAGCACUGAGAACACAAAGACUGACGAGUAUUUGCAUGUCAAGAACAUGAAGUUAAAUAAUCACUAUGCCGAGGGUGAGGCAAUAAAAACCGAGAUCACGGGAGACAACAAUGUCGUCUAUAGAAUGAAAACGAUAUCAAAGAAUGCUCAUAUUGUCACCAAAUCGCACGAAUGCAAACUUUUGAACAACAAAGUGCAAUUGGACAAUUUAAAGAUGAAAAAGAAAUCGAAAUUCAUCAGCGAGAGUGGUAAAGCGAUAGAGAAAGAACGGGACAAAGAUUGCAGGAACGAUUUGUUAGAGAAAGAAGGGAAGUACGCCCAGAACGAGGGCUACAGAGAGACCCCGAAUAACCACGAAGCGAAAAAGAAGUUACCAACUCCAAAACUAGAGAAGGACGGCGGUGCAAAAUGUGAUAAUUUAAAGUCCAGUGAUGUAAAAACAAUGCAGUUGGACGCGGUGUAUAAUGAGAGUGUAAAAUGUGGUGCUAGUGAGUUGGACAGGGUUAAGUGUCACAAGAGUUUAGAACGGACGCUAAGUGCGGAUGACGUAGCGGACGCGAAAAAGUUUGACACGCACAGGGCUAGUGAAGACAACAAAUUGAAACGAACACUCACUGACAGUGCAAUUACCUCACCCAACGGACUGAUAACUUCCGAGAAAAAACGGAAGACUAGCCAUAGUUCCUGUCCAGAUCCCCCUGGAUCGACAAACGUAGGCACAAUGAGGGGCGGCCGCGUGGAGUCGCCGCCGCCCGCGUCUAGUCAGCGCCCCGGGGCGGUCUCGCCGCGGCGCAGGGAUCGGCCCAAGGACAAGUCGUACUGCAAGCUCGUCGCCGAGCGCUCCGCCCGCCCCGAGCCCGACAAGUUCGGCAACCGCUCGCCCAACUCGCAGGCGCAGGGCGAGGACUCCGGCAUCGAGUCCAUGGACGCGCUCUCGGAGAAGUCGCCCAACCAGGCGAGCCAGUCGCCGCCGGGGCCGCAGCGCAAGGAGCGCCUCGACAUGCCCCGCUCCACCAGCCCCACCUCGGUGCAGAGGAUAAUCGGCGUCAUCGAGCCGCCACCCGCCUCCGACGAGCUGCUCGAGAGGCUCUCGCUGGCGACGGGCCAGCCCCACUACGACCCCGGCCCGCCGGACAUCGACGACCUGGGCGACAUCGAGGCCGAGCUGGCCAAGAUGCACGCGGACCACGUCAACGGCGACGACGCGGCGAGGCGGCCGCCCGCCGAGCGCGCGCAGACCAAAGAGCCGAAGCGGGAGCCCACGCCGAUACUCAGGGACGACGAGAAGGAGCGCCAGAGCGCCGAGCGGACGGAGCGCACGGACGGCGGCGACAAGCUGGAGCUGAAGGCAGUAGACGAGGCCAAAUUGGAAUGCAACGUCGCGCAAAGCGAUGCGAACGAGCCGCGCGCGUCACCCAAGAAGGAGAAGGGGCUCGACGACUUCGACCACCUGCCGAGCAGAAUGUCGCCGCCGCUGUACACGUAUUCCAACCAGGAGAAGGUCUGCCCCGGCGAGCCGAAGGACGAGAAGUGCGCCGUGUCGGAGAACGGCGAGACGCGCACGGACCCCGCGAAGGGGAAGGAGCCGAAGCUGGAAAGGCUACCGCUUAAGGCGGACUUCCCGGACAAGAGUUUGCUCGAGCAGCUGCUCAUCGAGAUCCCGACGCCCGAUUACGCGGGCAAGAGGCCCGAGUCGCCGUCGCCGUCGACGCUGGAGCGGGUCGCGAGGAGCACGGUGCGCACGCGGUCGAGCAGCAAGAUGAACAGCCCUGCCGACGGGCCGAAGACGCCGCGGCUCAGCCCCGGCGUCGCCGCCACCACCACCACCACCACGAAGGCGGACAGGUCCGACUCGCCGGCGCUGCAGCCCAGGAACUGCCUGGCGGACAAGGCGAGCCCCAGGGCCGCCAACGCGACGCCCGCCCCCGCGAAACCCGGCCCCGGCGCUAAGCGGAAGCGGCGCGAGUCCGAGAGCUCGUGCGCGUCGACGUUCAGCUGCGAGGAGGGCGUCCCGCCGGCGGGCAGGCCCAAGAAGAAGCCGCGCAGGCCCGACCAGAGGCCGCCCAAUGCGGCGGCGCCGGUGGCGUGCGGCAAGCUCAAGAAGGAGUCGGACAGCGACAGCGACGAGCCGCUGAUCUGCAAGGUCAGGGGCAAGACGGGCAAGGGGAUGAAGCCGGUGAGCAUAAAAGCGGCCAAGGGCGUGGAGGGCGUGGGCACGAGGAGGUCGGUGAGGCACGGGCCGCCGCCCCCCGCCGCCGGCGCAACGAACGCACCGGCGAUGCCGGCCGCGCCGCCCAACAACACCGCUGUCCGACGGAAAACGAGGAGCGCAGUCGGCGAGAGCGCGGGCGCGACCGCCGGCGCGGCCCGAUGCCGCUGCCGCUGCCGCUCGCGCUCCUCUACCCGCUGCCGCUGGACUGACACGACGCACCGCGUCAGCCGCGCACCGCGCGCGGCCGGCUCCGCGCCCCGCGACCUUUGCCCGCGCCGAGAGAAAAACGCAGCCGUCACCGGGAGCCGGCCGACGGCGUCGCGCCGAAACGGCGAACUGUCGCUGUCAAAU
Messenger RNA from Iphiclides podalirius (scarce swallowtail), 5655 nucleotides. The record is from the annotation of a GenBank genome assembly. Lineage: Eukaryota; Metazoa; Arthropoda; Insecta; Lepidoptera; Papilionidae.